AUGGCUUCUUCUAUUUUCCAAAGAAACAAGCAUUCUCCUUCCUCUGUGAUCAGUUUCUUCAAGAUUGGUCUCAAAAAAGCCUUGAAGAUGGAAACCUUGGUUUCUUCAUUUAUGCUUAUUACUAAGACUAGUUUCAUACUUUCAUUUGAAUUGCAGAAGUUACCAAAAAAGUUCAGUAAGAAAUAUGGUGAUGGUGUUCCAAAUCCAGUGUAUCUGAAGCCUCCAGAUGGCACUGUAUGGAAGAUAGAUUGGUCUUUGUAUGAUGGUAUGAUUCUAUUUGAAAAUGGUUGGAAAGAAUUUGCUUCAUAUUACUCUUUGGAUAAUGGCCAUAUGCUGUUCUUUGCGUACUACAAUGAAACUUCUAACAUUGAAGUACACAUUCAUGACAUCAUUAGUGGCUUUGAAAUAAACUAUCCUUCCUUGGAUCACAUCAGCCAUGACAAUUCGAUUAAGAUCUUGAAUGAACUGCCGCCACGAGGCUGGCCGAGGAAAAAAGUGAAAGCAGCAGCAGAAGUAUCAUCUCCUUCUACAAGUAAAAGAUUGAGGAGUUCUGUCAAAACUGGAGAUGUAGAAAAGGGCCCUGAUAAACAAAACUGGAUGCAGUGUUGCAAGAAUGAAGAAGCUAGUCAAUCUGAAGAGACAGGUCUUAAGAUGCCAACAAUUCAAAGUGCCAGAGUUGAUCCUGAUAGUAUGUAA
Arachis ipaensis is the source of this 696-nucleotide messenger RNA. The record is from RefSeq and is a predicted model, not a curated record. Lineage: Eukaryota; Viridiplantae; Streptophyta; Magnoliopsida; Fabales; Fabaceae.